UGGAGUUGGGGUGACGGAGGAAAUCCAUCCGCGCCGCCGCCGCCGCCGCCGCCGCCGCCUCCGCCGCGGAGGAAGACAGGACCUCCCGCGCUCCUCCAGCCACCCCCUUGGCAGAGUCCCAUCGCCACAGGCCUCGGGCCAGCGGCCAGGAGCUGCCUCCCCCAGCCCCCGUCCCGCGGCCCCCAGCCGCCCCCAACCCCGCUCCACGGGCCCGGCGCCAUGAGUGAGCUGGAGCAACUGAGACAGGAGGCCGAGCAGCUCCGGAACCAGAUCCGGGACGCCAGAAAAGCAUGCGGGGAUUCAACACUGACCCAGAUCACAGCUGGGCUGGACCCAGUGGGGAGAAUCCAGAUGAGGACCAGGAGGACCCUCCGUGGACACCUGGCAAAAAUCUACGCCAUGCACUGGGGGACAGACUCAAGGCUGCUGGUCAGCGCCUCCCAGGACGGGAAGCUCAUCAUCUGGGACAGCUACACCACCAACAAGGUCCAUGCCAUCCCAUUGCGCUCCUCCUGGGUCAUGACCUGUGCCUAUGCGCCCUCAGGGAACUUCGUGGCCUGUGGGGGUUUGGACAACAUCUGUUCCAUCUACAGCCUCAAGACCCGAGAGGGCAAUGUCAGGGUCAGCCGGGAGCUGCCUGGCCACACUGGGUACCUGUCAUGUUGCCGCUUCCUGGAUGACAACCAGAUCAUAACCAGCUCUGGGGAUACCACCUGUGCCCUGUGGGACAUUGAGACAGGCCAGCAGACUGUGGGUUUUGCUGGACACAGUGGGGAUGUGAUGUCCCUGUCACUGGCUCCCGAUGGGCGCACCUUUGUAUCAGGUGCCUGUGACGCCUCCAUCAAGCUGUGGGAUGUGCGAGAUUCCAUGUGCAGGCAGACCUUCAUCGGUCAUGAAUCUGACAUCAACGCAGUGGCUUUUUUCCCCAACGGCUAUGCCUUCACCACGGGCUCAGACGAUGCCACGUGCCGCCUGUUUGACCUGCGGGCUGAUCAGGAGCUGCUCAUGUAUUCCCACGACAACAUCAUCUGUGGCAUCACCUCGGUUGCCUUCUCACGCAGUGGCCGGCUGCUGCUGGCGGGUUAUGACGAUUUCAACUGCAACAUCUGGGAUGCGAUGAAGGGUGACCGUGCAGGUGUCCUUGCUGGCCACGACAACCGCGUGAGCUGCCUUGGGGUCACCGACGAUGGCAUGGCUGUGGCCACAGGCUCCUGGGACUCCUUCCUCAAGAUCUGGAACUAACCUCCCCAACCCCAGCUGGGCCCAGGCGGGAAGCAGCCCUGCCCAUGCCCACACUACAGACCGGGAGCUCUGGCUGGGCCCUUGCCAAGCCUCUCCUUGGGCCACAGGGCCUUGGGUCCUGCUCCCCCACCCAGGUUUGGUUCCUCCAGGGGGGGGGCCCCCACUGUGGAGAUAAAGAUGGGGAUGGAAUGGGGGAAGAGGAGGGGCAGGAAAGCCCUUAUCCUUUGCUGCCCUGGGGCUGGGGCCUCACCCCUCUGGAGGGCCAGAGGCAGGAGGAAAAUCCAGGGGCUGGCUUUUUUAAACUGGUUUUAUUUUAAUUUUUAUUAUAUUUUCAGUUUUUCCAUAAAGGAACCAAUUCCAACUCUG
Molecule: messenger RNA, 1608 nt
Organism: Jaculus jaculus (lesser Egyptian jerboa)
Lineage: Eukaryota; Metazoa; Chordata; Mammalia; Rodentia; Dipodidae
Gene: Gnb2
Product: G protein subunit beta 2
Exons: 10
Coding region: 220-1242 (340 amino acids)
Biological process (GO): G protein-coupled receptor signaling pathway
Cellular component (GO): heterotrimeric G-protein complex; cytoplasm
Molecular function (GO): protein binding; signaling receptor complex adaptor activity
Source: RefSeq, a predicted model, not a curated record